CAGGUUCCCGGCUCGCCUCCAACUCCGCGCAUGCGCUGGCUACCCCGCGCCCCGCCCGCAGGUAGUGCUGUGCGGAAGUGGGCGGGGCGACGGAAGCCCCGCCCGUGACCUGCGCGCUGGCGGAGAGGUUGAAGGUCAGAGGUUCAGUCUGGAGCCGUCAUGGCGGCGCUGUGUCGGCCCCGUGCCGUGACUGCCGAGAGUCGUUUCCUGCGCGUGUUCCUCUUCUCUCGGCCCUAUGGAGGCUCGGGCGCUGAGAGUGGCUCCGGGAGCCAGAGUUCCGAGUCCACGGAGGACAGAGCGCGCCCCGGCGGCUUCGCGAGCGCUCUGGAGCGGCACUCGGAGUUGCAGCGAAAGGCGGAGCUCGGGCGGUCCCGGGGCUCUCUGAAAGGUGCGGAAUCCUUCGCAUCGAUGCUGAGACAUUCUCCUCUCACUCAGAUGGGACCUGCCAAGGAUAAGAUCGUCAUUGGGCGAAUCUUUCAUAUUGUGGAGAAGGAUCUUUACAUAGAUUUUGGCGGCAAGUUUCAUUGUGUGUGUACAAGACCAGAAGUGGAUGGAGAAGUAAGAAACCUUUCCCUGGAGUUCCCCUGCAGACAUUCCUCCAUGUGCCAUUGGCCAGAAUUUCAUCACAUGCCGAGCUGCAGCAGCAUUGCCAGGCGGAGACCACCAGGACUGACCAGACUUGUCAGGAAAUACCAGAUAGGAGCCAGAGUCCGUCUGCGGCUGCUGGACCUUGAGCUUACGUCCAGGUUCCUGGGAGCGACCACAGACACGACUUUACUGGAGGCGGAUGCGGUGCUCCUGGGGCUCCAGGAGAGCAGAGACCCCAGAGCAAGGGAGGAGCCUCGUGAGCAAUGAGCGGACUUUGCUUGGUGCCUUCCCUCCUCUGUACAGCCCAGAUGGUCACCAGGGAUGCAGUGAGAAAACUGAAUAAAUGACUGAAAGAAGACAAUGAAA
This is a messenger RNA of Myotis lucifugus (little brown bat), 954 nucleotides long. RefSeq names its product mitochondrial ribosomal protein S28 (gene MRPS28). The coding region runs from base 160 to 855 and encodes 231 amino acids. Gene Ontology annotation, cellular component: mitochondrial small ribosomal subunit. The transcript is spliced from 4 exons. The record is from RefSeq and is a predicted model, not a curated record. NCBI's taxonomy places the organism in Eukaryota, Metazoa, Chordata, Mammalia, Chiroptera, Vespertilionidae.